This is a messenger RNA of Manihot esculenta (cassava), 2640 nucleotides long. Its product is annotated as CDPK-related kinase 3. Gene Ontology annotation, biological process: intracellular signal transduction; peptidyl-serine phosphorylation; protein autophosphorylation. NCBI's taxonomy places the organism in Eukaryota, Viridiplantae, Streptophyta, Magnoliopsida, Malpighiales, Euphorbiaceae. The transcript is spliced from 11 exons. Gene Ontology annotation, molecular function: calcium ion binding; calcium-dependent protein serine/threonine kinase activity; calmodulin binding. Gene Ontology annotation, cellular component: cytoplasm; nucleus. The record is from RefSeq and is a predicted model, not a curated record. Bases 509 to 2320 code for a protein of 603 amino acids.
GCGGGGGGAGAAAAAUAAAAAUCAGUUGUAGAUAGAGAGAGGCCUGGUAUUCGUAUACACUUCAGAGUUGCAAUCAUAUACUUCACCCCAUUUUUGGUAUCUCUUAAUUAGGAGAACAGAGACCCUCCGAUUGCGAAUCCACGGGUUCAAUAUUUGAUUACGCAAAUCCAACGGUGGUUUAAGGAUGUGCAAUUUUAACUCUAAACAUUUCUUCAGCUGCUUACGUUUUACCUCUAUCUGUGUGACCUUCUCGUCUCUGUUUCUUAACAGGCCGUUGUCUCUCUCCUCCCAUCUCUCUGUCUCCCACUUCAUCUGACUCAAUACCCUCGUUAAUUCUCUUCUUUUAUCGUUUUCUUCACUUAGAUCUUUUUCUCUCUCUCUCUUCUUUGUCUCUCAUAUGUUUUUCUCUCCGAUGAUAACCAGAUCCGUGAGAAAAGUUUUAGCACCGUCCGAUGUGUAGACUUUGACUGGGUGCUGAUUACAUACAGCACGGGAUCAGUAUAGCAAGAUGGGGCAGUGUUACGGCAAGACUAAUCCAACUAACGACAAUGACGCAACAACCACCAUAGUCGCCACCGGAGAUCGCAACCAGACUCCCUCACGACCGGCGACCCCGCGUAACGGAGCCGUCGGCGUGCAGUCAGUGAAGAACACGCCGGCCAGGUCUUCCAACCCGAGCCCCUGGCCAAGCCCUUAUCCGCAUGGCGUUUCAGCUAGUCCACUUCCAGGAGGUGUCUCGCCGUCCCCGGCGAGGGCCUCCACGCCUAGGAGGUUCUUCCGGCGGCCAUUCCCUCCUCCAUCGCCUGCGAAGCACAUAGCUGCUUCGCUGGCUAAGCGUCUCGGUGGUGCGAAGCCCAAGGAAGGCCCAAUUCCUGAGCACGGUGGCACGGAGCCGGAGCAGCAGCAGCAGCAGUCGCUGGACAAGAGCUUCGGUUACGCCAAGAACUUCGGGGCUAAGUACGAGCUGGGAAAGGAGGUAGGAAGAGGACAUUUUGGUCAUACUUGCUCCGCAAGAGUGAAAAAAGGGGAGCUUAAAGAUCAGACUGUCGCUGUGAAGAUCAUAUCGAAAGCCAAGAUGACAACAGCAAUAUCAAUUGAAGAUGUUCGUAGGGAGGUAACAAUAUUGAAAGCACUAUCAGGGCAUAAGCAUCUGGUCAAAUUUUAUGAUGCAUGUGAGGAUGCAAAUAAUGUGUACAUAGUCAUGGAAUUGUGUGAGGGUGGCGAGCUUUUGGACAGAAUUUUAGCAAGAGGAGGAAGGUAUAAUGAGGAAGAUGCAAAAGUAAUAGUUGUGCAAAUCCUGUCAGUGGUGUCAUUUUGUCAUCUUCAAGGCGUUGUACAUCGCGAUUUGAAGCCAGAGAAUUUUCUUUUCACUUCUGGGGGAGAUGAUGCUGAUAUGAAGCUUAUUGAUUUUGGUCUUUCUGACUUUAUUCGGCCAGAUGAAAGACUUAAUGAUAUUGUUGGAAGUGCAUACUAUGUUGCACCUGAAGUCCUGCAUAGAUCUUACAGUCUGGAGGCAGAUAUAUGGAGCAUUGGCAUUAUUUCCUAUAUUUUAUUAUGUGGAAGCCGGCCUUUUUGGGCACGGACAGAAUCAGGAAUUUUUCGUUCAGUGCUGAGAUCUGAUCCCAACUUUGAUGAUAUACCCUGGCCUUCUGUCACUCCAGAGGCCAAGGACUUUGUGAAGAGGCUCCUGAACAAAGAUUACAGGAAAAGAAUGACUGCUGUCCAAGCUCUAAAUCACCCAUGGUUGCGAGAUGAUAACCGCCCUAUACCGCUAGACAUAUUGAUCUAUAAACUAGUAAAGGCCUACCUGCAUGCUACACCUUUCAAACGUGCAGCACUAAAGGCUCUUUCAAAAGCGUUGACUGAGGAUGAACUUGUUUAUCUUAGAGCUCAAUUCAAGCUGUUGGAACCAAAUCGGGAUGGGAGUGUCUCACUUGACAACUUUAGAAUGGCUCUAGCUCGUCAUGCUACUGAUGCCAUGAGAGAGUCGAGGGUUCCUGAACUUCUUACUGCGAUGGAGUCGCUUGCUUAUAGGAAGAUGUAUUUUGAUGAGUUUUGUGCAGCUACAAUCAGCACGUAUCAAUUAGAGGCACUUGAGGGGUGGGAGCAAAUGGCCUCCACAGCUUUUGAGCAUUUUGAACGGGAGGGUAACAGAGUCAUCUCUCUUGAAGAACUGGCACGAGAAUUGAAUGUUGGCCCUUCAGCUUAUUCAUUCAUCAAAGAUUGGAUCAGAAACUCGGAUGGAAAGCUUAGUUUACUUGGCUAUACAAAAUUUUUACAUGGUGUGACCCUUCGUAGCUCAAAUACAAGACAUCAUUAGGUUUUAGGUUUUAGGUUUUAGGUUUUUUACAUAUGGCCUUUUCUUAAAUUUUUUUUUUAUAUUUUUUUUUCCAAAAUUAUAGGAAAAUUGGAGGAUUUUAGGAUUUUUUUUUUUGUUUUUUUGAAAGGGUUGGGGUACAGAAAAAUGUGGAUAAGUGAAUAUAAUAGUAAGUCGGCUGAGAUUGUGGCGAAAUUCCCAAUUUUUUGGAACCUACGGGAGGACUGAGUUACUGCUUCAUUUAUCUGGGAAAAGAAAUGGUCCGACAACAGAUGUUAAAACAGAAAUUGGUUUAAAAAUUAAAUUCAUAUAUAUUGCUACCA